GUCAGUACCCUGCCGCGCCGGUGAACACGGGGCCUCAUGAGUGAAUUUGAGCUUUGAAAAAAGAGGGGAAUUGGACCUUUGUGGGGAGCCUGUUGGACCUGGGCCUCUGCUAUAUACAUACCUAUUGGGCAUAACUUCUCGCUUGCACAGGGCGUUUUCAUACUCCCCCACUUUUUGGGCCAUAAGUCAGUUCGACAGUUUGUCAGUGGCUCUCGUCGCGGUUCGUUAUAUUCCCUCUAUGUGAAGUGUUGUGGACUUGGGUGUGGUGAUCACUGUGAAUUCUUACAUGUGUAUACACCAUAGUUUAUAAACCGAAAAGUGGCACGCAUAAUAUGCGUCUGUGUUGAAUGUCGGUUUUCACCUAAGGUGAAGGGAACUAGUGAAUAGUGCAGUGAGAAUCGAUGGAUUUAGAGUUUUAGAAUUAUUGAAGCCUAUGAAGAGUUCGUGGAAGUUGAAAGCCUCUUUUACACUGGUGGGCUGUUGCUCUUGGAUUUUCGACGCAAAUUUAUUAAGGGAUUGCCUCUCUAGAACCAGACCUUUUUCUUUUUUCUCUCCUUUUUGGAAGGGAACGUUGUUAUGGAUGAAAGUUUUGUUUGCCGUCUCUCUCCACUCAUGAAUUGCAGAGAGAGAAUCCUAAUAAAGUGACCUAAAUUUACCACAUGAGAAGUUUUCAUACAGUUUAUGUGGAAUUAUUUUUUUUUGGGUUUUACGAUACAACGUCUUGGAAUUUUUUUGAGCCAUGACCGUUUCUGAGGAGAUGGCUGCGGAAGCGGCGAUUAGAAGAGCCGAACGCGAAACUCUUCGUGGCGUUAUUCAACAAUGGAAUGCCAAUCGCCUGGAUCUUUUUGAACUCUCAGAACCUAAUGAGGAUUUGGAGUUCCAUGGGGUGAUGAGAUUUUAUUUUCAAGACAGCGGGCAAAAAGUUGCUACAAAAUGUAUAAGGGUAGCUUCGGACGCAACCAGUCAAGCAGUUAUAGAAACUCUUAUCGAAAAAUUCCGACCAGAUAUGCGAAUGUUAUCCGUCCCUGAAUAUGCUCUUUAUGAAAUUCACGAAAAUGGAGAGGAACGAAAAUUGGGUUUGGAGGAGAAGCCUCUAUUGGUUCAAUUAAAUUGGCACGUGGAUGAUCGCGAAGGGAGAUUUUUACUUCGGAGAAUCGAUGACAAAACAAAUGCUCAAGGAGUAGGUUUUGCUGAGGGCACUAGUUUUCGAAGAAAAUUGAGUAAACGUGAGAAGAAGCAAAUAAAGAAACAAGAGAAGCUCAGUCGAAUGAAAAGUGCUUGCGAACAAGAUGAAAAUACUGCGCCAAUUGAUCAAAAUGGAGUUGCCGAAAAACUUUACACUGAACUUCCUGAGACGAGUUUCACUCGCAGUAUUUCAAAUCCAGAAGCUGUGAUGAGACGUCGCAGACAGCAGAAAUUAGAAAGAAAACUACAACAAUUCCGUAGUAAGGACGGAGGACCCGAUACUGGUGGGACAUUGAAGAUUUAUGGUGAAGCACUUUGCAAGGACGUGCCUUACAAGACGUUGCUUCUAAGUGUUAGAGAUUCAGCGGUGCAGGUAGUUAGGGAAAUGCUCUCCAAAUAUAAUGUUCAAGACGAUCCCCAACAAUACUGUCUUGUUCAGGCUAACGGAGAAAAUACGAAUAGCAAUUCACAUCAGGAAUAUAUUUUGGAUGACGAUGAAUGUCCUUUAGCAAUUCUCAUGAAUCAUCCUUCAACACGUGGUUCAAUUAUGUUCCAUGUGAGGAGAAGGCCGGCGGAUUAUGUGCCUCGCAAAAGAAAGAAGAAACCAAGUGGAAAGUGGGGUGAAUUUGAUCAUCGCUAUGAAGACGAGAGAUUGCCAUUUUUCGUUGAAUUAAAUCCCGAUGGCACUGAUAUUGCCAAUGGAGGUGGAAUUCGUCAUCGAUUGAAGCCAAAUAAUGUCACCGAAGUUGGAUCGGAAAUUCCAAUCGAUCCAAAAAUUCAGGCGCAAACGAUAAUUCUUGCUGGACCAACCGUGAUGCCUAGACAUUGCAUUAUUGCUUAUACCGAUAAUACUGUAACAUUAACUCCCUGCUCGAGGGAAGCUCACACAUACGUCAACAAUGCGAUGAUCAAUUACACCACAAUUCUUCAGAAUGGCGCUAUUGUAAAAUUUGGAAGGUCGCACACUUUCAGGUUUAUUGAUCCUACACCUGAGGAUCGAAUGAGGUACAGACAUGAUUCCAAUCGACAGUUGGAUGCUUACGCUUACGAUAGAAGAUCGCCUGAUGCUACCAGCCAGGAGGUGAGCUCUGAAAAAUAUAGAUCGGAUUCUGGAACACCAAACGGUGGUCCAGGUUCGAAUCCGCCAAGUCCCACAAAAUCUGCCGCAAGUCCCAGGAGCCCCACCCACAAUCCAUUGGAAACGACGCACAAUUAUGAGACCACUUUUGAUCUCGAUGGAAAUGUAGAAACCGCUAGUCUCACUAGUAGCCGUGACGGAAACAGACUGUCUCAACAACCGAGGGGCACGGAUCCAAUAUUGCCGGCUGUUUUGGAAUUUUUGGAACAGUCGGAGGACACUUUUCUUCACGCUGUUAUCACAGACGUGGAGCCGAAUUCUCCGCAAUUUAAACUCGCGCCUACUUACACUCUGUAUCUGGCUGCGAGAUACAGAGCGAGUACUCACUACAGACCUGAACUUCAACCAACUGAACGAGCACACAGACUCACUGCAAUGUUGGAAAAAGUUGCAAAUAUGAUUCAUCAAGUUAUUCAAGAGCGGUACAUGAACGCUUUAUCCCUGGCGCUUUGGCUGGCGAAUGGAUCAGAACUUUUACACAUGCUGAAGAGCGAUCGUCACAUCACAUCGUUUUCAAUUCGAGCGCAGGAAAUUCUUGGUGAAGCUGUACAUUUUGCGUUCGCCUCAUUGGUACGGUGUGUGUCAUUGGAAUUGGCACCGGCAAUGGUUCAAUUUAUGGCCGACGCUGAUGAGCCCGCAAAAGAAGCGGGUGUAUUGCAAAUAUUUUUCAGCACCAUGGCACUCUUGAGACGUUGUCGAGUGAAUGCUGCACUAACAAUUCAACUCUUUAGCCAUCUCUUCCAUACGAUAAAUGCAACCGCCUUCAAUGCACUUGUUUCAAAUGGAAAUCUUUGCGUUAGAUGGUUUGGUCGUAGAUUGAAGGCAAGAUUAAAUGCUCUCGAGACGUGGGCAGAGAGACAGGGCCUUGAAUUGGCAAGUCAGUGUCAUCUUGCAACAAUUAUGCAAGCCACACAUCUUCUUCAGGCUCCAAAAUAUAAUGCUGAAGAAUUAGCCACAUUAAGUUCAACUUGCUUUAAACUUAAUUCACUACAAGUCAGAGCGCUUCUACAAAAAUAUCAACCUGCUCCCGAUGAGCCGAGAUUGCCUGCUGAAUUAAUCGAAAACGUAGUUAGGGUGGCGGAGAGUGUAGCGGAUACUUUGGCGAGAGCAGAUGGAAGAGAAAUUCGUUUAGAAGAGGAGCCAACUUUGGCUUUAGCUUUGCUACUACCCGAGGAUGGUUACAGUUGUGAGGUGAUUAGAGGCGUGCCUCCUGGUUUGGCGGAAUUUUUAUUACCCCUUCAGCGUGACGGAUUAUGUCGAAUGGCUCCUCAACUGACCAGCAGUGGUUUCUGGACUAUUUACAUGAUUGACCAUCACAAUAAUUUCCGAAGUCCGAGCGCAAUGAGUAACAGAUCAGGAAAUUUCUCUCAUAUCGGACAGAAUCAAGGACAACCGGAAGUUCAGGUUAUCAAACUUCAUAAAUCUACGAACGGAAUGGGCCUCAGUAUAGUUGCAGCAAAGGGUGCUGGACAAGAUAGGCUGGGAAUUUAUAUAAAGAGUGUCGUUGCUGGCGGAGCUGCUGAUACGGAUGGUAGAUUAACUGCAGGUGACCAAUUAUUAAAAGUUGAUGGUCAAAGUUUAGUUGGAAUUACACAAGAAAAAGCUGCCGAGUAUCUUGUGCGAACGGGACCAAUUGUAACACUGGAAGUUGCUAAACAGGGUGCCAUUUAUCACGGAUUGGCUACUUUGCUUUCUCAACCUUCUCCUGUUAUGACCAGAGAGCUUAAUAAGGCACGACCAAAAUCGGAACAUUUAGAACCUUCCCGACUGGCAGAUAAAUCUUCACAACCAUCAACAUCUCAUUCGAUGGGCAAUUUAUUGAAUGUUCCAAAACAGGGAUAUCAAGAGCGUUUAGUCGAUUGGGAUUUAGAUCAUAUGCAACCAGGUGCGACAAAUCUUCAAGUAACACAAUCGCAUGCAAAUAGUUCAAAUCUCCCGACAAUUUAUCCAAUUAAUGAAUUACCAACAAACGAAGAUUACCAUCGUUGUCAUUCAAAGAAUUAUUGGACCAAACGGCAAAUUCCUAUUAUUCAAGAGCCGAAUCAAAUGUUCCUAACAAUUCCGAGCCAUGGCGAACCAUAUCCCCCUUAUCCCGUAAGAGUUUCAAGAAAUUCAUCAUAUGGUUAUUAUACUGACGACAAGACUGAAUUAAUUUUUCCCACGAGAAAUUCCUCUGAGGAUAGUGUCGAUUCCCUGGACGAUGAGAGGGAGGAGGAGUCGAUUCCCUACAUUGAUGACGAUAAAUCCGAGGAGAGUCAAAUUGACGAUUUUUGUUCCGAUUGCUCGAAUUUUAAGAAAGAGGGCAAGGAAACGAAAGUAGAUGAGAAGGAAAAUUCGAGUGAGAGAGAAAUUCCUGUUGAUGAUGACGAUGAUGUUUUUAAAGACGAAGUUUUAGUAAUUUCAACUCCAAAAAUGCAUACAAUAAUGCCGGAACUGAAUUUAGAUCUCAGUGGAUUGAACAGUGAUAUUUCGAGUGAGGAUUCGAAUCCCGAAAAAUGUUGGAAAUCCCCCGAAGAAGUUCGUCUUGGUUGUGGUCGAGUGGCCGCACUCGCAAAACAUUUCUCCAAACUCGGUGAAUCCGGUCUGAUUAAAUUGAAAUCAAUGAAACUCAACGGUUCUCGUCAAUUUAUGUCCGAGCCGGACGUGGCUCUACACGACCAAGUGGAAAAAAUAUCGAAAAAGGAAUUCAAAUCCGAAAGCGAUUUGUCGAAAUUAGAUAAUAAAAAUUUGACAAACACUCCGGAAAGGGAGUGGAGCAUGAUACUAUUGGACAUUCAAUUCAACGAUCAAAUCAAUCGAGAAAAAGGGGAGAAAUCGACAGAAAUCGAUUCGGAAAAUUCAUCGAAAAUGAAUCAAAAAAAUGAAUCGAAACUCUCACUUGAGGAACAAGAGAAUAUAAUUGAACAAUUGAAGGAGUUUUCGAAUCUAGACAAUGUCGACGCUCCGCUUUUUAUUCCGAAAGAAAAAUGUAAAAGUUCGAAUUCGAAUUCCGACAAAGAGACAAUGACGGAUUCGAAUGAUUCAUCGACAAGUAAUAUUCCGAAAUACUCAAUUGUUGGAACGAUGCGACUGGAGAAUUUUCGACAACAUUCCCUGCCGUCAGUUCUCGGUAGUUUAAACAUUUCCCCGAAAAUGCCGAAAAAAAUAAAUAAAUUAGAGAAAUAUUGGUCACUGAAAGACUUGAUGUUCGACGACACAGACUCGAAUACAACAGUCAAUGAUUCUCCGAAGUAUUUUAUUUUCCCCACCUGCUCGAGGGUUGUGUCAGCGCCUGAAAUCACGAACGAAGAUGUCAAUUUUUUCCAGUUUCAUUCAAUUUCCGAAGGCGAGAAUUUGAACAUUCACAGUACGUUAUCGGUGAAUGGGGACACUGUAAACACAGAUAUAAUGACAGAGACUUCCGGAAAAGAGAGAAAGGUUAAUUUUCAAAUAGAGAGUAAGACAAAAUUUCCGAAUUCGUUUUUAAGGACGAAAAAUUUAUCGAAAAGUCACGAGGAAUUGGGUAGAAGGAAAAAAGAUUUGGUUAGUAGUAAAAUAAUUUGUAAAUCAUUGGAGAAAAUACCGAAUAUGACGAUGAAGGGAAAAAGGAGUUUUUUACAACAGCCGAGAAAGGAGAAGUGUUCUUUUAUUGGAACUCAUGCGGCGAUAAAGUCGGUUUUGGAAAAUUAUAAUCAGAGAAAUGAAAAUUCAUUUCAUGGUGAUUCGAGAAAAAAGUUUGUUAAAGAAAAGGCAAACAGUGAUUUAGAUGUUUCUGAACGAAUGCCAACGCCGAGAUUUGAAAGAGGUGAUUGGAUCUUUCGAGAAUUUCCACCGUUGGAUACUAAUCCAGAAAUGCGACCCAGACGCAUGAGUGAACGUGAUUUGCCAUCACGUCUAGGACAUGAUCCGACUCCCCAACAAAUUCACAGCAGCAAGUCUGUCCCAGCCCUGCAUAAUGUAGGAACGGAGGGAAAACAGCAACAUGAAGUCUUCAGCGCCGGGUAUAGUAGAGCAUCUUCCAGUAAUAGUGUUACUCCACCAGUUCAACCGCCGCCAAUGCCAGCAAUGAAUGGAGCAUCUUCCUUACGAUCCAGGUCAAGUCAUAAUCUCCACGAUCCAAUGAGAAUUGGCACUUUACCUCCGUCAGGAUUAGUCAGCAGGCAACAAUCAUCUCCUAAUCUAACUCCAAGCCAGAUGCAUCCUCAGAAUAAUUUACAAGGGAACGAGGCUGAGAGAUUCUAUCAAAAUUUAAGUGUUUAUCGAAAUCAGGAUUCGACUGUAAAACAACAACCGAGUCCUCCUCAACCUUUGGAUGACAGAAGUUCGCUGCAUACACAAAAGAACUUGAGAGGUUCCCAAAGUUCUCUAAAUCGACCAGGAUUGGACCUGAAUCAAUCGAGAGACAGACCAAUAUCCGCCUACAUUCCACAAGGCCAGCAGCAAUCCUACGUGACUAAUCAAGGACAACAUCAAGGACUUCCACCCAGAUCUCAAUCGUCUCGUGAUAUAAUAAGACAAGAAGCGAAACUUCAAGAAAUGCAAGAGGAAGUAAGAAGACGCGAAUUACGCGGUGGUCCUCCAAUUUCCAACAACUAUCGACCCAAUUACAACGUGCGACCAAUGAUCGCACCACAAACGGCAAAUUCCAUUCGUCAAUCACGACCCGUCGGCUCAACUCCAAAUUUAGGUCCAACCUCUCCAACUUACGGCGCUCGACAAUUGCCACCAGGUUACGGAUACAAUGACAUGCAGUACAAUCAAAAUCAGUUUGCCAAGCAUCCGAUGCACAGUCAGUAUGGCAUGUUGCCAAAGGGGAAGAAUGACAUGCCUCAGGAUCCUGCCAUGCGACAAUUCGUCGAGCAACGACAAUAUUCACAGAACGGCGGUUCCUAUCCGAAUGGACAGACUGAAUUGAGAAACGAUCAGUAUUCUGGCGAGGGAAUUAUAAAUCGAAAUCAGAAUGGCGAGGGCGCUAUUUUGGGAAUGGAGAAUCCACCUUCGAGGCCCAUGCUUCCGGAGGAUGGUUUUCGGGAGAGUCCUCCGCCACCUCCGCCGAAUACCUCGACACAUCCGCUGUACAAUAAACAGUCGGACACGAGGUACACGGCCAGUAUGCAAGAUCCACCGAAAGGCGGUUAUUAUCCAACUACUGGAACGACUCAACAGCCGAGACAAUAUCAGUUCAGUGCUUCGAAUCCAUGGCAAAGGGAGGAACGAGAAAAGGAACAAGCGAGAAGAAGAGAGGCAGCGCGACAAUGGCGAGAUCAACAAAUCGCCGAGUUAACGGCCCUGCCUCAUCGAACACCACAGCAGGAGGAGCAAGUGCGAGCUCUGCAACUUGAAAGAGAUUUUCAGAAGCGCGCCGAAGAAGUUGCAAAUCAACAAGACGACGAUGACGAGAGCAACGAAGUUGAAAACGAAAGUGUCCAACGGGUACAAGGUCUCUUGCGAAUGGCAGCAACUCAAGAUCGAACAAAUCAAGCAAAUCAACAACAAACUCUAUCGCGAACAAAUACAAAUAAUCAAUCAAUAAGAGGUGUCCUCUCGCCACAAUCAGUUGGCAGCCAAUUGCAAUCGACAAAUGUCCCCAUGCACACAGCAAUUAGCCAUCAGGGUUUACAAGUUGCCGUCAAUUCCUAUGGAGGUUCCAAUGAAAAUACAAAUCUUCAUAAUCAAAAUCAAAAUCUCAAUACACAACAACCUCUGUCUCCAACUUAUGGCUCGGCUUUAAAUCAAAUCGCAACUAGUCAGAAACCAACGAUUAUUGGUACAACACAGAAUGAAGAACGUGAACGACAACGGAGGAUAGACGAUUUGAAGAGAAAGCAAAACGAGUUUGAUGAAAAUCAGAAGAAAAGAGAGGAGGAAAUUAGACAACAGCAACAAUUGCAAAUUCAUCAACAUCAGAUGCAGCAACUUUAUCAACAACAACAUCAACAACAACAACAGCAGCAGCAGACGAAUUUAAGAAGAGAUCCUAAUUUACAUCCAGGAAUGUUGAGAUUGGAUAAUCUUGUGAUUAACGGUCCUAAUUCUCCUUCUUCUCAAAAUGGAAGUAGUGAAGCUCCUCCUCCUCCGCCAGAAAGAGGAUCGAGUUAUGCAAUAAUGUCACAGCAGAGUGCUUUAAGAUCGAAUAAUUCAACAACUUCUAACACGCCAAUUGGUUCACAUCAAGCAACAACGAAACGUGUUUCUUUCCACGAUCCAAAUGCCAACACCGAAACUACUACGCGCAAUAUGACUGGAUCGACGAGCAAUACUUCAUUAACCAUGGAUACUAUUCGAGAAGAUCCAAAUAAUUUCAUAAACGAUGCAGAAACUCUUCUUGCUUCUCCUAAAACACCAGAAGGUCCAGGUGGUAUUUUUUCAGCAGCCACACCGGGCGUGAUUGGCGCUCAAGAAGUUUACAAAGAUCCAAGACAAAAGCGCUUGGCUGAAAAGCAAAAACAACAGAAUUCACAAAUGGGAGCUGUGCCAGAAAAGCUGAGCUUUAAAGAAAAAAUGAAAAUGUUUGCCAUGGAAACGGGAGAAGAUGGUACACCAAGAGACAAGGUAAAAAUUUCUCGAGCUCAACGUGAAAUUGACAACAUUGGCAGUCCUCUAAGUCCAAACAAUAACAGAAGUUAAAAAUUGUUAUUAAAAAUGCUGUGUCUACUCUGGACAGUAGGCACUUCAUUAUCAAGACUGCAAAAUUAAUUCCUAUCGCUAAAGACCUUCCAGUCUAAGAUACUAAAUUAUAUAUUAUUAUAAUUAUUAAAAAGAAAUUAAAAAAAUUCCAUCUUUAUUAGAAACGUUUACGAAAAAAAGACAAUUUCAACUUUUGUCUUUAUCUCCAAAGAGAGAUAACUGUACAUUUUUCUUGUACUUUAUUGAAUAUUAAUUACACAUUGUAGAAAACAAGGUAGAAAAUACCGUAUAGUUCAACUAUUGAAACUUGUACAUAAAGAUCAAUUAUCAGUUAACAUCCUGUUUGAUGUUUAUGUUUAAACUAUUUUAAAUUUUCAAUCUUUUUUCAAAACUAACGAAAAAAAUUCCCAAUACAAUUUACAUUUGUAUAAAUAGUUUUAAAACUACUUCUAUUUUAAAACAAAAGAAAUAUCAACCGUUUGCAGCGAAUUCAGAAAAGAAAACAACUUUUUUUCUUAAUGUAGAUAAUAGAAUAAAUUUAGAAUUUUAACACAAACUUCUUCUUCUUCUUCUGUUUUUUUGUUGUUGUAGAUUAAUGUAAUUUUUAGUCCUCGAGAGUGAAUAUUUUUUCAAAAAAAGAAAAUUCUCUAUAAAGAGAAAAUAAUAAUCAAAUAAUGUCAUUGAGUUAACACAGGUAGUAAUAUAUUUAAUCGUACACAUAAUAUCUCGAGUUUAUUACUAAAAAAAAAAUUAGGAAAUUAAAGAGGAAAAAAUUUUGAAAAUAUACAACGUUACGAAGAAAAACCCGUAGAUAAUAGAAUGACCGAAAAAUAAAAUAACUGUGGAGGCAAGGCUCUAAAAAACAGUUUUUAAUAAUGAAGAAAACUUAGCAAUAUUAGUGGAUAAAUGUUGAAAAUAAUUAUUAAUUUUUACAGAUUUAGAAAAAUCUGACAACAUUCUAUUAGAGGCAAUAACUCCUUCAUUUCAACAAAUCGAAAAUUUUUUUUUAUGUAUUUACAUUCCGAUUGUUACACUGUCUGAUUUUUUUUAUCUCUUUGGAUCUUUUUUAUCAGUUUUUUUUUCUAUACAAAUUUUAAAAAAAUACUCGCACUUUUAUUUUAAUAGUUUCUAAAUGGGAAUGAAUCAGAAAUGAUUAAUUCCUAAAUGGAAGUCGUAAAAUAGUUCUGAAUAGAAAAAAGUAAAAAAGUGUUUCUGGGAAAACGAAAAUCGAUGAGAAACUGAUGAGAAUUGGGAGAGUUGUCGGACAGUGUUUUUUUGCAUUAAAUUUUUUUUGAGAAAAGUUUUUAAUUUAUAAAAAUGCGAGAGCAAUGUUCGCUUUUUUUAGACAGUGCGCUGAAAGAAGAAAGACAUUUUGUCGACAUUGUCUUAUUCCGAUAAAUAAUUAAUAUCUAUCGAUAUUCUCUAUAUUGAAUGUGAUAUAAAGUAGGCCUUUGUUUAAAAAAGAAAAAAAUGGAAGAACAAUAAAGAUAGAAAAGAAAUUUCAAUUUGCAUGAAACAAUUUUAUUCUAUCAAAAAAUUGUCAACAAACUGAAUUCUAUUAUAAAAUAUAUCAGUAUAUGCGAAAGCAGUAUUUCGGGCCUAUUUAAGACCUUAGACUAUUUUUUGUUUCUUUAUUCAGAAUCCGGAAAUAUUUUCCAUAUUUUCCGUUUUUUCUGAAUUUUUAUUUUUUAAGGGCUAUAAUAGUGAUAUUUUUGAUCAGCUUGUUAAUUAAUUAAAAUAAAUAAAAAAAAACGACGCAAACUAACUUUUGGUCAAAGCCUGAUUAGAUAACGAACUGAGCCUUAUUCAGCCAUAUUAUAGUCAGAUUAUUAAAUUUUCAUAUUUCUCGAUAUAAAAAAAGUAGGUAAAUAGUUCAAAUGUUGAAGAAAAAAAUUAUUGUUUUUUGGAAAAUAUUUAAUUGUAUCUAUAUAGAGAGCAAAAAAGAAAAAAAAGAAGAAAAAAAUGAAAAAAAAGAAAAGGUGAAUUCCCUCCUUGUUGUGUAUAGCAAAAAAAAAUAUUUGCACUAUAUUUUGUAA
This is a messenger RNA of Leptopilina heterotoma, 10965 nucleotides long. RefSeq names its product afadin (gene cno). The record is from RefSeq and is a predicted model, not a curated record. NCBI's taxonomy places the organism in Eukaryota, Metazoa, Arthropoda, Insecta, Hymenoptera, Figitidae. Gene Ontology annotation, biological process: regulation of protein localization; signal transduction. Gene Ontology annotation, molecular function: cell adhesion molecule binding. Gene Ontology annotation, cellular component: adherens junction. The transcript is spliced from 27 exons. Bases 740 to 8929 code for a protein of 2729 amino acids.